GAGCGAGGUGUCAUCAUGACUUGCUUUGUGGGAGCUUGGGGGAAGCUAUCCUUCAUCUCUUUCGCCCCCCUGUCCUUUUGUCCUGCUCUUCCUUGACUACCGCGAGCUAGUCCCGUCCUGCAGGUUACAUACAGCAGCUUACUUUACAUACGGCCAUACGUACGUACCAUACGGGGUGUGUAUGGUAUUCGAUACGGGUGCAUACCGCACAUCAAAUCAACUCUUGGGGGGAGCUCGAGCGAGAAAGAGAAAGAGAGAUGAGGUAAUUAUCCUCAGCGGGAGAGCGAUACGAGGCAUUGUUACAUACAGAGUGAAGGACAUCCCCUGUAUGGUACCGCCAUCGCUUGAAGAUUACUUUACAGGACGAUUAUUGCUCUCGUCAUAUUCAUGGGGAUUACGCCCCAAGAUACGCCUGGGGCCUCCUCCAUCGUACUUCUGUCGGAAAUGGCGCCUGUUCUCCCCAGAGAGGGACCUAAGGGAUUUAAAAGAAAAGAAAAGAAAAAAAAAAAAGAGAAAAAGAAAAGACAGCUGCAAGGAGCGUCAAGGGUAGACAGACGAAGCGGAGGAAGCUCUCUGCUCUGAUUGACCGGCAUGGCCUUUCCCCCAAGGCAUACCAGACUCGCUAGCUGCUUCGAUUGAUGAUUUGCAUGCAUCGAUGACACCUGGGCAUGGACCACCCCGAGAAUAUUAAUAGGCCCCGUUACGAUGGCAACGGGAGAGGGAUAAACAGCGAGGGUGAAGUAAUAAUAAUAGCUCUCUCUGAGACGGUGGAUAGAGCACUAAUCCAUAUACUUAGCAAGGAACAUCUUAUGGCUGCGAUGAGGUCACCGUCUCACAAUAUGUACUGCUAGUUGCUGCAACUGUUACAGCAGCACAGCACUAGCAAAGCACCGAAUCGAGAGGCCGUCUCCGUACGCUCUUACAUACACGGGAUGCCAGCGAGGUGCUGCAGCAGAAGGAGAAGCUUGCAUAAUAAUGCGUGAAUAAAACGAUAAAACGACACAAGAGCGCAGGCAAGCUUUUCUAGAAGACGCGAAGAAGGGCGGGAAAAGCGAGACAAGAGACAAGCAAGAGGAAAGCGAGAGAGCGAGAGAGAAAAGCGACGCUUGGGGGUGGAUGAAAACUUUGAUUCAUCUUUGCGACCUUUGCGGCAUU
This is a messenger RNA of Trichophyton rubrum CBS 118892, 1155 nucleotides long. RefSeq lists its product as uncharacterized. The coding region runs from base 182 to 550 and encodes 122 amino acids. The record is from RefSeq and is a predicted model, not a curated record. NCBI's taxonomy places the organism in Eukaryota, Fungi, Ascomycota, Eurotiomycetes, Onygenales, Arthrodermataceae. The transcript has a single exon.